Messenger RNA from Phycomyces blakesleeanus NRRL 1555(-), 795 nucleotides. RefSeq lists its product as hypothetical. The record is from RefSeq and is a predicted model, not a curated record. Bases 1 to 795 code for a protein of 264 amino acids. NCBI's taxonomy places the organism in Eukaryota, Fungi, Mucoromycota, Mucoromycetes, Mucorales, Phycomycetaceae. The transcript has 2 exons.
AUGUCAACAAAGAGAGUGAACAUUGAGCCUUUGAGAUACCAGCGUCUCCCACAAGAUACCAAACAAGAACAACAAUGCGACGAUAGAAACAGUAGUGAAUUCUUUAAUAUUUUCAUACCACCAUCACGAUCAGCAGUUCCUGAACUUGUGGCCAAUAUUAUGUCUUCCACCCCCAUUCCAGGCAUAACGGAAGAGUACUUUCUUACUGAAACUGAUGUCCAUGACCUCGUUUCAGCUUAUAUUCCAGAUGAUAUUGUCGCAUCAGAUGACCUUUCCACCUGGAUGUCAAAAGAUGGCUCAUGGGAUUUUACUUGGGAUGAUCUUUCCGAUAUUCAGGAAUAUAGAUCACUGGUCAAAUCGUCAAUGGACACCAAAUGUACUGUUGGUUUCGUACUAAAAUCAAAUACAAAUGAACCUGACACAACCAAAAAGAAGCUAGUAAAUCUGCAAAUCUACAAGAUGAAGUCGAAACUCUUAUGUGAAGCUGUAUUUGUGUCUUUUAACACGUCUGCUAACGAUCUAAUUGCGGACCGGGAUGUAACAACUCUACCUUAUACUUUCGACGAUUACUCUGGUAAUACACAAGACUUAAUUACCAAGAUCACAAAAUCCGCUCGACAAAUUCGCCUUGUAGUAAUUGACCAUUCUGGACUGACGACCAAUCCUGACAACAUUAGGCUAUUCAUAUCUUUGAAUAAGUCGAUACAAGAAUUGGUAGAGGAUAUUGGUCAUAAGGUUGAAGUAUAUUCUCGUUAUGACUUGCUCAAAAACAUCAAGAUCCUCAACAAAUUUUGA